CUCCAGAAUCGACUACAACACAAGACACCACAACGAUGUCCACCACGGAAUCCACCACCUCACAUCCAACCACAACUACUCAAUCAACUACUACACAAGACGCCACAACGAUGUCCACGACGGAAUCCGCCACCUCACAUCCUACCACAACUACUCAAUCGACUACAACACAAGACGCCACAACGAUGUCCACCACGGAAUCCACCACCUCGAAUCCUACCACAACUACUCAAUCGACUACAACACAAGACACCACAACGAUGUCCACCACGGAAUCCACCACCUCACAUCCAACCACAACUACUCAAUCAACUACUACACAAGACGCCACAACGAUGUCCACGACGGAAUCCGCCACCUCACAUCCUACCACAACUACUCAAUCGACUACAACACAAGACGCCACAACGAUGUCCACCACGGAAUCCACCACCUCACAUCCUACCACAACUAUUCAAUCAACUACUACACAAGACGCCACAACGAUGUCCACGACGGAAUCCGCCACCUCACAUCCUACCACAACUACUCAAUCAACUACUACACAAGACGCCACAACGAUGUCCACGACGGAAUCCUCCACCUCACAUCCUACCACAACUACUGAAUCGACUACAACACAAGACACCACAACGAUGUCUACCACGGAAUCCACCACCUCACAUCCUACCACAACUACUCAAUCAACUACUACACAAGACUCCACAACGAUGUCCACCACGGAAUCCACCACCUCACAUCCUACCACAACUACUCAAUCGACUACGACACAAGACACCACAACGAUGUUCACGAUGGAAUCAACCACCUCACAUCCUACCACAACUACUCCCCACAUGGCUUCAACCCUCGAGGCGGAUCAGAUCCCGUUUACACGACAUAAAAUUGCAGGGUUGAAGCCGCGAGGUGGGUUGAGACCUGCAAUUCUGGUGGAUUCAAGAGGCGGCUUCAACCCGGCUUCAAUCCCCUCGCGGCUUCAACCCGGCUUAAACCCUCGAUGCGGAUCACUGUGUAAACACGAUGAAUUUGAGGGAGGAAUCCGUCUGAUCAGCUGGUACAGUUCAGAUGAAGGCAGGGUUGAGAUCUUCCAUGACGGUCAAUGGGGUACAGUCUGUGGUGACGGUUGGGAUGACUCUGAUGCGAGGGUAGUUUGUCGACAGCUUGGAUACUCAGGCGAUGUUGGUGUAGCCUGGAGGGAUGCACCUACAUACGGACAAGGAUUUGGGUCGAUGUAUCUUAGUAAUGUCGACUGUUCGGGAAAUGAAACCAGGUUGACUGAUUGCAGUAAUGGCGGAUGGGGCAACCACGACUGCUCUCAUACGAAAGAUGCUGGAGUUUACUGUGGAGAUGAAGUUGAGGGAGGAAUCCGUCUGAUCAGCUGGUACAGUUCAGAUGAAGGCAGUGUUGAGAUCGUCCAUGACGGUCAAUGGGGUACAGUCUGUGGUGACGGUUGGGAUGACUCUGAUGCGAGGGUAGUUUGUCGACAGCUUGGAUACUCAGGCGAUGUUGGUGUAGCCUGGAGGGAUGCACCUACAUACGGACAAGGAUUUGGGUCGAUGUAUCUUAGUAAUGUCGACUGUUCGGGAAAUGAAACCAGGUUGACUGAUUGCAGUAAUGGCGGAUGGGGCAACCACGACUGCUCUCAUACGAAAGAUGCUGGAGUUUACUGUGGAGAUGAAGUUGAGGGAGGAAUCCGUCUGAUCAGCUGGUACAGUUCAGAUGAAGGCAGGGUUGAGAUCUUCCAUGACGGUCAAUGGGGUACAGUCUGUGGUGACGGUUGGGAUGACUCUGAUGCGAGGGUAGUUUGUCGACAGCUUGGAUACUCAGGCGAUGUUGGUGUAGCCUGGAGGGAUGCACCUACAUACGGACAAGGAUUUGGGUCGAUGUAUCUUAGUAAUGUCGACUGUUCGGGAAAUGAAACCAGGUUGACUGAUUGCAGUAAUGGCGGAUGGGGCAACCACGACUGCUCUCAUACGAAAGAUGCUGGAGUUUACUGUGGAGAUGAAGUUGAGGGAGGAAUCCGUCUGAUCAGCUGGUACAGUUCAGAUGAAGGCAGGGUUGAGAUCUUCCAUGACGGUCAAUGGGGUACAGUCUGUGGUGACGGUUGGGAUGACUCUGAUGCGAGGGUAGUUUGUCGACAGCUUGGAUACUCAGGCGAUGUUGGUGUAGCCUGGAGGGAUGCACCUACAUACGGACAAGGAUUUGGGUCGAUGUAUCUUAGUAAUGUCGACUGUUCGGGAAAUGAAACCAGGUUGACUGAUUGCAGUAAUGGCGGAUGGGGCAACCACGACUGCUCUCAUACGAAAGAUGCUGGAGUUUACUGUGGAGAUGAAGUUGAGGGAGGAAUCCGUCUGAUCAGCUGGUACAGUUCAGAUGAAGGCAGUGUUGAGAUCUUCCAUGACGGUCAAUGGGGUACAGUCUGUGGUGACGGUUGGGAUGACUCUGAUGCGAGGGUAGUUUGUCGACAGCUUGGAUACUCAGGCGAUGUUGGUGUAGCCUGGAGGGAUGCACCUACAUACGGACAAGGAUUUGGGUCGAUGUAUCUUAGUAAUGUCGACUGUUCGGGAAAUGAAACCAGGUUGACUGAUUGCAGUAAUGGCGGAUGGGGCAACCACGACUGCUCUCAUACGAAAGAUGCUGGAGUUUACUGUGGAGAUGAAGUUGAGGGAGGAAUCCGUCUGAUCAGCUGGUACAGUUCAGAUGAAGGCAGGGUUGAGAUCUUCCAUGACGGUCAAUGGGGUACAGUCUGUGGUGACGGUUGGGAUGACUCUGAUGCGAGGGUAGUUUGUCGACAGCUUGGAUACUCAGGCGAUGUUGGUGUAGCCUGGAGGGAUGCACCUACAUACGGACAAGGAUUUGGGUCGAUGUAUCUUAGUAAUGUCGACUGUUCGGGAAAUGAAACCAGGUUGACUGAUUGCAGUAAUGGCGGAUGGGGCAACCACGACUGCUCUCAUACGAAAGAUGCUGGAGUUUACUGUGGAGAUGAAAUUGAGGGAGGAAUCCGUCUGAUCAGCUGGUACAGUUCAGAUGAAGGCAGGGUUGAGAUCUUCCAUGAAGGACAAUGGGGGACAGUGUGUGAUGACGGUUGGGACGACUCUGAAGCGAGGGUAGUUUGUCGACAACUUGGAUACUCAGGCAAUGUUGGUGUAGCCAGGAGUGGUGGUACAUACGGACAAGGAUCUGGCCCGGUAUACCUUAGUAAUGUCGGCUGUUCGGGAAACGAAUCCAGGUUGACUGAUUGCAGUAAUGCCGGAUUGGGCGACCACGACUGCUCUUAUACGAAAGGUGCUGGAGUUUACUGUGGAGAUGCAAUUGAGGGAGAAAUCCGUCUGAUUCGCUGGCACAGUUCAGGUGAAGGCAGGGUUGAGAUCUUCCAUGAACGUCAAUGGGGGGCAGUCUGUGAUGACGGUUGGGAUGACUCUGAUGCGAGGGUAGUUUGUCGACAGCUGGGAUACUCAGACAACGUUGGUGUAGGCUGGAGUGGUGGUACAUACGGACAAUUAUCUGGCCCGAUAUACCUUAGACAUGUCGACUGUUCGGGACAUGAAUCCAUGCUGACUGAUUGCAGAAAUGGCGGAUGGGGUAACCAAUCCUGUGGACACUCUGAAUAUGCUGGAGUUUACUGCUAG
Molecule: messenger RNA, 3629 nt
Organism: Strongylocentrotus purpuratus (purple sea urchin)
Lineage: Eukaryota; Metazoa; Echinodermata; Echinoidea; Camarodonta; Strongylocentrotidae
Product: deleted in malignant brain tumors 1 protein-like
Exons: 20
Coding region: 36-3629 (1197 amino acids)
Cellular component (GO): membrane
Source: RefSeq, a predicted model, not a curated record